ACGCUGGUGAUGACGGUCUCUUCUUCAUUGACCUGCUUGCUGUUUUAAACACCUAAUACAGAUGAACAUGAAGUUUCCAAAGUGGAUUUACGAAUACUCUUGUAUACAGAGAAGUCAUCAACUUAAUGACUGCAACGUGCCCAGGUCCUGUGGCUGCGAAACCAAGCCCAAAUCAUCACCCCUCCACCGCCGUGGUUGACAGUGGAUAAGAGGACCAAGGAGAAAGAGAAGAAAGCAGGAGAUCACUGUGCUGCUCAUCACGACUGCUCUCUGUUUGCUAGUUGUGAUGCGGACAGGCUUAGAGAACAAGAAACAACAAAAGACUACUGGAAAACCAGACGGCAAAUUUGAACCACAGGCGUUACCAGAGCAGUCCAGGAAUUUGUCCCACAAAUGUCAGAGAAACGUCUCUGUGUCUAACAUCACUGGGUUUUUCACUUUGCCAGAAAAGAUUAAAAACUUUUUGUUUUACCGACACUGCCGGCAUUUCCCGAUGCUACUUAAUGUUCCCGGUAAGUGCGGCGGUCCUCAGAACUCUCCACAGGUUUUCCUGCUGCUGGUCAUUAAAAGUUCUCCACCCAACUAUGACCGACGGGAGGUUCUGAGAAAAACGUGGGCUUCAGAAAGACUUCAGAGUGGCAUGUGGAUCCGCACUGUGUUUAUAUCAGGCACCACAGGUAAUGGUUUAGAGAAGAAAAGACUCAAUAAACUUCUGGAACUGGAGAACCGUAUGUACCAGGACAUCAUUCAGUGGGACUUUCAUGAUUCUUUUUACAACCUCACGCUAAAGCAGGUCUUAUUCCUGGAGUGGAUGGAGAGGUUUUGCCCUCAUGUGCACUUCCUCCUCAAUGGAGAUGACGACAUUUUUGCCAACACAGACAACAUGGUGCAGUAUCUCAAAGGGUUACAUGAUAAUGAUGGAAGCAAACACCUGUUCACCGGCCACUUGAUCCAAUAUGUGGGGCCGAUCAGAACACCAGCCAGCAAAUACUACAUUCCAGUUCAGGUCCAUGAAUCAGAUCGCUACCCUCCGUACUGUGGUGGGGGAGGCUUCCUGUUGUCACAAUACACUUCCAGAAUCAUCUACAACAUGUCUCAAUCCAUCACCCUGCUCCCCAUCGAUGAUGUUUACAUGGGAAUAUGUCUGGAAAAAGCUGGACUUAAACCUGUGUCUCAUAUGGGAGUGAAGACAGCGGGCUUGCACAUUCCUUCAAAAAAGCUGGACAUGUACAAUCCAUGCUACUACCGUGAGGUUCUCCUGAUCCACAGGUUCCUCCCUCAUCAGAUAUUUUUAAUGUGGCAUGAAAUCUAUCAGAGCGAUUUGGUUUGUGGAAGAAGAGGAUUUAAUGCCCAGCCUGAGGAUUUAGUGCCAUAAUGAUGCUGUGAGAAGUGUGAGAGACGUUAAGAAGCAGGAAGGAGACAUGUACUUUCAAACCUUAAGCACACAGUAUGCCAUAAGUUUACUUUAGACACCAACAAUUUUUUUUUUUUAUCUAUUGUUAAAUUUAUUUAAUGCAACUUCACAAGUUGUGUACACUGAAUGUGGUAUGAUACUAAAUUCUGUAUUGUAUCAUACAUCAACUAACCUGUUAAAGCACUUUGCUGUGCUGUGAUGAGAAACAGACCUAACAAAUCAGAAUUUAGCUAGCAUGCUGUGCUCUGAGCGGAAUGAAUUUCAAUUGACGCCAACACCACACUACAUACAAUGCUGUUAUAGGUUCAUCACAUGUUUAUCAUUAUUACUCAUACACAUCUAAUUUAUCAAUCAUUAAAUAAUUCAAUUCAAUUUUAUUUGUAAAGCGCUUUUAACAAUUGUCAUUGUCGCAAAGCAACUUUACACAAUCAAAAGAAUUAUUUAAGUCUGUAUGAAAUGUAAGUGUGCAUGAAUCAAGUUGAGCAGAUGAGUACAAAUAAUGAGAUGUACUCACUCAUUCACUUAUCACACUAAUCAUCACUUACUUAUAAUGUGUACAGGGUUGGUGGUGGAUGCGCUGGAGCCAAACCCAGGGUUUGGGUUUGAUUCCCAGCCAGGUUUAAUUCCUGUCUCUGUGUGCAUAUAGUCUGCAUGUUCUUCCUGUGCUUGGUGGGUUUUCUCCGGGUACUCAGGUUUGCUCCCACAGUCCAAAGAUCUGCAGAUUAGGCUAAUUGGUGUUCCCAACUUGCCUGUAGUGUGUGUAUGUGUGUGCCCUGCGAUUGAUUGGCACCCUGGCCAGGGUGUACCUUGCCUCUUGACCUAAGUCACCUGGGAUAGGCUUCUGGCCUCCUGCCAGCCACCACUGAUUCUUACUUUAUGAAGGACUACUGUUCUUUAGGAGUCACUGAAUUAGAGAAUUAAUUAUAACACCUCCUUAAGUGUUUCAAUAUUUGGGUCCUUUCCUCUGAAUACCUCACUCGCUCUUCCUUUUAGGUCAUGUAGAUGUUUUGGGUUUUUGUAGAUGUUCAUUGUAUAUCAUGAAAAUGUUCUCAUGUACUUUAAAAUAAUGACACAUCCUGUACCUGCAGAUCCUCUCAAAAAAGAAUUUGCAUAAAAACAAACUAUUAAACAUAGCUCUGAUUUAACUUCUCUAUUAAACAUAGCUCUGAUUUCUGCUGUCUAUUUUUUAACAUGCAACUUUUAUCAUUUACAUUUAGGCCCUUGGCAGACGCUCUUAUCCAGAGCGACUUACAAAGUUGCUUUAAUGUUUACAUCAUUGGAUACAUACUUACACUGGGUUAACUAGGUUAAUAACUAAGUGGCAUUAGUCCAACACAACUGGGAAGAUGUUUUUUUUUUGGGGGUCGGGGGGUUAGUCCAAGUACUGGAGAAACAGAUGCGCCUUGAGUCGUCAUUUAAAGAUAGUCAAAGUCUCUGCUGUACGGACAUCUAGAGGAAGUUGAUUUCACCACCUGGGUGCCAGAACAGAAAAGAGCCUGGAUGAAUGCCGCCCUCGAUCCCUGAGAGAUGGUGGGAUGAGGCGAGCAGUGCUGUAAAGAAGAAAUCUACAAGAGCGCGUAAGGUUAGCGAUGUGUGAGAAAAUGGCAAAUGAUUGUCCACGGUUACCCCAAGAUUGCGGGCGGUGGCUGAAGGAGUGAUUUGGUUGUUGUCCAGGGAUAUUACAAGGUCUUGACCUGGGGAUGACAUCAUACCAAGCAUUUAAGUGAUCCUCCAUCAUGCUCAUUCAGGAUGUCUUUUCCAAAAUUUUCCUCUGUGAAGUUAAGGGUUCAGCACGACCCUUUCAGGGUUUAAUGAUGUCUUGGAUAUUUCCCAACCCAAUUUCAGUCAUUUCAACUGAAUCUCCUUGGUUGUUGUCUUUGCUUGAUGCAGGACAAUAAUGUGUCACUUGAAAGGGGGAUCCUUUGUUUUGUCGGGGAAGUGUGCAAUAGAUGGCAGAAAUAAGGAUGGACUGUGUGUGGAAUAAAGUGCAGUUGUAUGUAGGAAUGGGUACCAAACUUUAGCAUUGUUUAGCUAGCACAUGUGACAGAACUGGCAUCUUUUUAAAAGUUUGUUAUUGACAGUAAGCUUUAUCAUAUUUAACAGUUCUAAUAAUUAAAUGCCAUCUCAUUCUAAUUUUACAUUUAACCUGUUUUCCUUAUCCUGACUGCAUUUCUUAAACAAAUGAAGAAAAUAUUGCUGUGACAUGUCACCUAGGGCUUUUAACCCUAAAAUUCUCAGGGAAAAUGCCAUGUGAUGUAAUUUUUUGGUCUGUGUAAUAUCACGCAUAAUGUUCUCUUAAAAGAAAAAUUGGUCUGGGCUAGUAUGGGUUAAAUUGGUUUAAAUUACGUUUGUUAGAUAGAGUAUGAUAUAUGUUAUAUUGUUUUAUGUUUUAUGUUUAUCAUAUGGUAUGUUUUAUCAUGUUAUGUUAUAAUAUUAUUUUAAGUUAUGUUGUUAUGGUACUGUAUGAUAUGGUAUGUUAUGGUGUUAUUUUAGGGUAUGAUGUAUGUUAUAUUAUAGCCUAUUGUUUUAUGUCAUGUUAUGGUAUGUUUCAUGUUAUAUUUUAUGUUAUAAUAUGGUAUGUUUUAUGUUGUUAUGAUAUGGUAUGGUUUUUAGCGAGUUGCUUUUGAGUGUACUGUAUAAAUAUUCCACAGAGCUGUAAA
Molecule: messenger RNA, 4074 nt
Organism: Clarias gariepinus (North African catfish)
Lineage: Eukaryota; Metazoa; Chordata; Actinopteri; Siluriformes; Clariidae
Product: N-acetyllactosaminide beta-1,3-N-acetylglucosaminyltransferase 3-like
Exons: 4
Coding region: 287-1375 (362 amino acids)
Cellular component (GO): membrane
Molecular function (GO): hexosyltransferase activity
Source: RefSeq, a predicted model, not a curated record